Molecule: messenger RNA, 828 nt
Organism: Eutrema salsugineum
Lineage: Eukaryota; Viridiplantae; Streptophyta; Magnoliopsida; Brassicales; Brassicaceae
Exons: 1
Coding region: 92-661 (189 amino acids)
Source: RefSeq, a predicted model, not a curated record
UUCUUCCAAAAUCUCUCUUCCCUGCUCAUUGCAGGGAAAACCCUCCCCCAAUCUUGAAUCUCUUUCGUUCACCAUUGAUCGUUAAUUAUAUAUGGAAAUUAAAAAUCAGACGAUUAAUGGUGGCGAAGAAGAGAUCAAGAAUAAUAAGAUGAAGAAGAAACGAUCACGUGGCAUGCACGUGCUCGGUGUGGUUUUAUACAUGAUUCGCCGUCGUCGGAGGAGAAAGCCGUUUAAUAACGGGUUUUGGCGGCGAGUUGUCGAGUCUUUUCGGCACUUGAAAAACGAUAAUAUUACGAUACUGCCAUCAUCUACUAAUAAUAUGAUACUGCCAUCGUCUUCUCCGGUGAAGGAUGAAUCACCGGCGAGUAGUGACGAUCAGCUAUCAGAGAUGGUUGAGGUUUUCACGGCGACUUCUUCUUCUUCCUCUUCGGGAAUAUCCGGGUAUGGAUCGGCAAAGUCAUUGCGUGAUAUGGAUUGUCUUGAUGAAGAUGAUGAAGAUGAUGAUGAUGAUGAAGAUGAAUGUUAUGGCGAUGAUGAUGGAGGUGAUGAGAUGAUUGACGUGAAAGCGGAAGAGUUUAUUGUGAGAUUUUACGAGCAAAUGAGGAUGCAAAAUCAGGCUUAUACAGAACGUUACAAAGCCAAAGAGAUGAUGAUGGUCUGAAGCGUAUAUUAUAUGACAUGAAUGUAUGAUUUGUAUAUGCAUGGAGAUGUGUAUGUUUAUCAAAUUAAAAGGUUUGUCCUAGGAUCGUUUUGUCUUUAAUCAUAUCAAAACAUUACUUUAAUAAGUUAUUAAGCAAAAAUAAUCUCUAUUUAUUUAUUUAAUUAUAU